AUGAUGUUCCUCUACUCGCCAAAGUAUCUUUCAACUGUGCUGGGUUUUGCUGUCCACAAGACUGGCAUCACAGCCGCUCUGCCACCACUUGCCCAAUUUCUCAGCAAACUGGCAUUCGGAAUGUUGUCGGAUCGUAUAAAAUUCAUUUCGGAAAAGAACAAAUUCCGGAUCUUCAACUCAAUAGCUUACUUUGGAUCAGCAGCUUUUCUGACUAUUUUGGCCUUCAUGGGAGAUGUUCAUAAGGUACGAUACAGAUUUCUGAUGAUAGCCCGUUGUCGUCUAGUUCGAAAAGUGGCUGAAUAA
Cooperia oncophora is the source of this 303-nucleotide messenger RNA. The record is from the annotation of a GenBank genome assembly. NCBI's taxonomy places the organism in Eukaryota, Metazoa, Nematoda, Chromadorea, Rhabditida, Trichostrongylidae.